Molecule: messenger RNA, 995 nt
Organism: Theobroma umbraticum
Lineage: Eukaryota; Viridiplantae; Streptophyta; Magnoliopsida; Malvales; Malvaceae
Product: phosphatidylglycerol/phosphatidylinositol transfer protein-like
Biological process (GO): intracellular sterol transport
Molecular function (GO): sterol binding
Source: RefSeq, a predicted model, not a curated record
AUAAAAGACAAAACAGGCUUUGAUCAUUUCCUCUGUAUAUAAUAUACAGAGCAGUUUUUAUCGGAUAAUUUGGCAAUUGGCAUCCUCAGUCUAGAGAAAGAAAACCCCUUUGAGCACGCCUGCCAUGGACACAGUAGCAGCUCGGUUCAAGCUCAUUCUUUUGCCCCUUUUGGCUAUCGCUUUGCUUUUCUUACCUUUUCUCCAGGCCACUGAUUUCAGUUACUGCGGUGAUGAAACUGGUUUCGUUGUAAAAGUUGAGGGAGUCGAUAUAUCACCUGAUCCUGUGGUUAAAGGCAAGCCAGCCACCUUCACGAUCUCAGCAUCUACCGGUCAAGCUAUCUCUGGAGGCCAAGCGGUGAUUGAUGUUUCCUACUUUGGGAUACAUAUCCAUCAAGAAACUCAUCAACUUUGUGAGGAAACAUCCUGCCCUGUUCCUGUUGGACAAUUUGUACUCUCUCACAAUCAAGUUUUACCUGGAUUCACUCCACCUGGUUCUUACACACUUAUGAUGAAAUUGACUAGUGAGGACAAUCUGCUGUUAACUUGCAUUUGCUUCAAAUUCAAAAUCAGUUUAAGUGCUUCUGGAUCUUUGGUCUCUGAUAGCUGAGUGGCAAAGUAAAUGGUCUAAAUAACUCGUGGCAUGCAUUUGUAUUGGGGUCUUUUCUUAUUUCAUACAGAAAGAUCUAAAGUUCUACAAUCGUUGUGCUUUUAUUCUACUGGGUUAUCACUCAUAAAGGUCAUUCCUGCCUUUAUCGUGUCACAUUCCAACUGUGUUUAUCACUCAGAUAUCCAAUUGCUGUAAGAUAUUCCACAUGACAACUCUGUUUACAUGCAAGUCACUCAAAUCUGUGGAAAUAUUGUCAGUUAACGAUGUUAGCUACCAUCCUUUAAUGAACCAUCAUUUCACAAUCAGUUUAUAUCCUUGUACUUGUAGCACUCCACUGUUGAACUUUAGAUUUAUUGAGAAAACAUGCCAUUGUGAGUGUUUGGACCUU